Molecule: messenger RNA, 1603 nt
Organism: Ochotona princeps (American pika)
Lineage: Eukaryota; Metazoa; Chordata; Mammalia; Lagomorpha; Ochotonidae
Gene: PSME3IP1
Product: proteasome activator subunit 3 interacting protein 1
Exons: 7
Coding region: 112-876 (254 amino acids)
Cellular component (GO): nucleus
Source: RefSeq, a predicted model, not a curated record
GCAUAUCAUUCAGUGAUACCGACUGCAUGCCAUCCCUGAGGCUCCUUGUGCACCUACCAUUCUCCAGCUGAAUCUGCCUAGAAGCAAGAGCAGUAGACUCAUUAUUCCAUUAUGGAUGGAGGAGAUGAUGGUAACCUUGUUAUCAAAAAGAGGUUUGUGUCAGAGGCAGAAUUAGAUGAACGGCGCAAAAGGAGGCAAGAAGAAUGGGAGAAAGUUCGAAAACCUGAAGAUCCAGAAGAAUGUCCAGAGGAAGCUUAUGACCCCCGGUCUCUCUAUGAAAGAUUACAGGAGCAGAAAGACAGGAAGCAACAGGAAUAUGAGGAGCAGUUCAAAUUCAAAAACAUGGUAAGAGGCUUAGAUGAAGAUGAGACCAACUUCCUUGAUGAGGUUUCUCGGCAGCAAGAACUAUUAGAAAAGCAGCGAAGAGAGGAAGAGCUGAAAGAACUGAAGGAAUACAGAAGUAACCUCAGUAAGGUUGGAAUUUCUUCAGAAAACAAGAAAGAAGUGGAGAAGAAACUGACUGUGAAACCCAUAGAAACCAAGAACAAGUUCUCCCAAGCAAAGCUGUUGGCAGGAGCUGUGAAGCCUAAGAGCUCAGAGAGUGGCAACAGUGUGAAAAGACUGAAACCAGAUCCUGACCCCGAUGACAAGAAUCAAGAGGCCGCGUCCUGUGUGUCUGUCGGAAGCACUUCCCUGAGUGGUCCCUCCAUCCACUGCCCCUCUGCUGCAGUCUGUAUCGGCAUCCUCCCAGGCCUGGGCGCCUACUCGGGGAGCAGCGACUCUGAGUCCAGCUCAGACAGCGAAGGCACUAUCAACGCCACGGGGAAGAUCGUCUCCUCCAUCUUCCGAACCAACACCUUUCUGGAGGCUCCCUAGCUCCCCUGUCCUCAUCACAGGGAGCUCCUCUCCUCCAAGUAGUUGGACUGUUCAUCUUGCCUGUGGGCAUUACCUCCCUUCAGAAACUCAGUGUCUGCCUCCUGUAUACACCAUGACGUUUUUAACCUAACUAAAAAAUGUGCCAGAACCCAUUUGUGGCCCAAAUUGCAUUUAGUUUCUUUCUACUCCAGUGCAGAUGACCAGACCUGUCCUGCUGCCCCUUCCUUCUCUGAUGGGAUCAGCUGGGGGCAAGGCACCGCAGAAAUUCCUAGGAGGAUUGGCACCAGCUAGCUUGCAAAGGGCUUGGGUUAUAUUGCUUUCUUGUUUUCCUUCUACAGUAGUGCUGGAAAACAAGGGCAGUAACUGGACAGGUCGUAUCUACCCGUCCUAUUGUAGCUGAACACAUUGCUUGGUUCUGCUGCACUGUGGAGCAUGUGGGGGAGGAGAACUGACCCAGGUGAGACAUGUAGCACAUCCUGGAGCUCACCAGUUUUUGAUGUUGAAUGACUAAGUAAAGAUGACAGAGUACGCCUGAGGGGGUGUCUGUAGCACUCAGCGCUCGUCCUGUCAUCUUUCUUACUCUGCCUUUCUCCGUCCUCUCUGUAUCUGGUUCCCUCUACGUGGGAAGGGGCUGCAAAGAAAGCUGCCACCUUUUAGUCAGACCUUUCUCUGCCUGGUUGUUUUGUUUUUGUUUUUGAAAUAAAGGACUUCAGUUUAAGAUUCUGAA